This is a messenger RNA of Austrofundulus limnaeus, 873 nucleotides long. Its product is annotated as glutamate-rich WD repeat-containing protein 1. Gene Ontology annotation, biological process: ribosome biogenesis. Gene Ontology annotation, cellular component: nucleolus. NCBI's taxonomy places the organism in Eukaryota, Metazoa, Chordata, Actinopteri, Cyprinodontiformes, Rivulidae. Gene Ontology annotation, molecular function: protein binding. The record is from RefSeq and is a predicted model, not a curated record.
GUCGUCUUGUCAGUGGAGACUGCAAAAAGAACAUCCACGUGUGGGAGCCACGAGAGGACGGCGCCUCCUGGAAGAUAGACCAGCGGCCCUUCAGCUCCCACAGCAAGUCUGUGGAGGAUCUGCAGUGGUCACCCACUGAAGCUACGGUUUUUGCGUCAUGCUCCGUGGAUCAGUCUAUACGCGUCUGGGACGUCCGCGCCCCGCCCAACUCCAUGCUCUCCGUCGAUGAGGCGCACUCUUCAGACGUCAACGUGAUCAGUUGGAACCGGAGCGAACCGUUCCUGCUGUCCGGGGGCGAUGACGGGCUUCUGAAGGUGUGGGACCUGCGACAGUUCAGGGCCGGACGUCCGGUGGCAAACUUCAAGCAGCACGGAGGUCCCAUCACGUCCGUGGAGUGGAGCCCCUUGGACUCCAGCGUGUUUGCUGCAGCCGGAGCCGACGACGUGGUCAGCCAGUGGGAUCUGUCCGUGGAGUCGUCCGACGUAGGCGCCAGGGUGGAGGGGGUGAAGGACCUGCCCCCUCAGCUGCUGUUCCUGCACCAGGGUCAGUCGGAGAUCAAAGAAAUCCACUGGCACCCGCAGAUACCAGGCGCCAUGAUCUCCACGGCCCUGUCAGGGUUCAACGUGUUCAGGACUAUCUCCGUGUAGCAUCCGGGAGGGAACAUAUGCACAUAUUUAAAAAUAUUUUAGUCAUAAACAUUUAAUAUGAAUAUCUUACUGUAAAUAACCCAAGUAAUAAAUCUACUUUUUGGUAUUUAUUUGCCAACAUGUUGCUCCCUUUGAGCUUUUUGUCUGUAUGUUUUACAGAUGUGCAAACUAUUUUAAGCAUUUUCUGUACAUUACUUGGAAUAAAAUGCUUAAAGUUUUAAUUUGA